UGGAGGUAAUCAUGAAAGAGAGUGUCGGUUUAAAAAAAACAAAAAAAAAACAUCGGUUGUUUUGACAACGUGCGCAAGUCUCGACGCAGGACGCCCAUCACUUUUUUACUAGACUAAAAGGUCAUUCGUCAAAUCUUCGUGUCAGGUUAAAGUCGUCUCGGUGCACGUUGAAGCUUCUCGGCCUAGUUUAUUUUAGCUUAGCUCGCUAACAAAGGGACUCGUUUGCGAUGGACACAUCGCUCGGCAGAGAUCAAGUGUGAGCGUAAAGUGUUGUGUUUCUCGUGUGAAAAUGUGUUCGAAAAGGACAGCAGAGUACGAGGGGGAACCUUGUGGAGCAAAAGAAGAGAACACGCAACCACGUCAACUACCGGACGCUGUAAAAAUGCAGCUUCGAGCUGGAUUAUGCACAGCAGACAUCAGUGAAGCUCUUUGUCCUGAGCGGCAAGAGCCAGACCACACUCACAUUAAAAAAGAGGAUGAGCCACAGCCCCCUUACAUCAAAGAGGAGGAGGAAGAGCACCUGCACAUUAAAGAGGAAGAAGAGGGUGAUAUCAUCAAGUUGGCAUCAACUGGUGUCCAUUUGAAGAGUGAGGAUGAAGGUCAAAGUGAGGAAUAUAGCAAGGCGGAGCCCCCAAGCAGCAGCUCAAGUCUACACAUGACAAGAGGAGGUGAUGGAGACCACUGUGGAGGAUCACAAGCAGAUGGCCUCUUAGCUCCACUAUCAGAUAGUGGUGAUUCAACUUCACAUUCUCCUAGCACUGAUGAUGAUGAUGAUGAUGAUGAUCAGUCUGAAGGUCUUAAGACAGGUCACACUGACAACAAACGCUGGAAAUGUUCUGAGUGUGGGAAAACUUUUGCUUAUAAGUGGGGUUUGAAACAGCACAUGAGAAUACACACUGGAGAAAAACCUUUUGCCUGCUUAGAUUGUGGUAAAAUAUUCACUCAGAAGGGAUACUUAAAAAUACACCGAAGAACACACACUGGGGAAAAACCUUUUGUUUGCUCAAUUUGUGGUCAAAGAUAUUCUCAAAAAACUAAUUUGAUAACACACACAAGAACUCACACUGGAGAGAAACCUUUUGUCUGCUCAGUUUGCGGUCAAAGAUUCUCUGAGAACGGAAGCUUAAAAACCCAUGCAAGAACACACAGUGGUGAGAAACCUUUUUCCUGCUCAGUUUGCAGUCAAAGAUUCUCUGAUAAGGCAAACUUGACAACACACACAAGAACACACACUGGUGAGAAACCUUUUGCAUGCUUAGUUUGUGAUCAAAGAUUCACCACAAAAAUACAGUUAACUAAUCACACAAGAACACACACUGGAGAGAAACCGUUUGCCUGCUCAGCUUGUAACCAAAGAUUCUCUCAGAAGGGAAACUUAAAAACACACAUAAGAACACACACUGGGGAGAAACCUUUUGCCUGCUCAGUUUGUGGUCAAAAAUUCUCUGAGAAUGGAAGCUUAAGAAGACACACAAGAAAACAUACUGGCGAGAAACCUUUUACCUGCUCAGCUUGUGGCCAAAACUUCUCUCACAAGGAUCGGGUAAAGAGACACAAGUGUGCUCGUGAGAAUAGCAGUGAUCAAUGAAACUUUAUAGGUCCCCUCUCCACUGGUUUUCUGUUUAAUUUUGAUCAUCUUUGAUGUCCGUUUAUCUGGUUUGCAUGAUAUUCUCAGUUGGAAAUGCCCAAAAUGUCGUUUUUCAAGCUACUCUAGUAGGUCUUUUCGGCCAUCGCAUUUGAGACGCUUGGAUUUCUCAUUAUGUGACGUGUAUUAGCUUUGUUCUGAUUGGAUCGCGCAUCUUCCCUAACCCUUACCACCGCAGAUGAUACAUAUUUAUACCACUAGAGGGAGCCUCGGCUGGAUGACAGCAUGCAGAGUUGUAAACCGAGAAAAUAUUUCCUAACUUUUGUCAUUUCAUUACUGUUCGAUUUACUUACUAUACGUAAAUAAAACACACUAUAUAUAUAUAUAUAUAUAUAUAUAUAGAGAGAGAGAGAGAGAGAGAGAGAGAGAGAGAGAGAGAGAGAGAGAGAGAGAGAGAUUCAUUAAUUUAUUUAUUUUGCUUGUCAUUUUUGUCUCUAUUGUGAUAUGGCCAUGCUCCCUUGGCAGUUAUGGCAUGAUGUUAUGAAGACUUAUGUUUGUAUUUUCUACAUUGUUACA
Molecule: messenger RNA, 2161 nt
Organism: Phycodurus eques (leafy seadragon)
Lineage: Eukaryota; Metazoa; Chordata; Actinopteri; Syngnathiformes; Syngnathidae
Product: oocyte zinc finger protein XlCOF20-like
Exons: 2
Coding region: 290-1588 (432 amino acids)
Cellular component (GO): nucleus
Source: RefSeq, a predicted model, not a curated record